Molecule: messenger RNA, 831 nt
Organism: Aspergillus niger
Lineage: Eukaryota; Fungi; Ascomycota; Eurotiomycetes; Eurotiales; Aspergillaceae
Exons: 5
Coding region: 1-831 (276 amino acids)
Cellular component (GO): intracellular anatomical structure
Molecular function (GO): oxidoreductase activity, acting on NAD(P)H, oxygen as acceptor
Source: RefSeq, a predicted model, not a curated record
AUGUCUAUGAACGUAGCCGAGUGUGCCCCAAUCCGUGAGGGAUUUCCUCGCCCGUUCCCAAAUACGCCAACAAAUGUAUUGGCGCAGAUGCGUCUGAGCGGAAAGGUUGUCGUUAUCACAGGAGCUGCAGAUGGUAUCGGCUACGCAGUGGCUGAAGCCAUGGCUGAGGCUAAUGCCGAUAUUGCCAUGUGGUACAACUCCAAUGAUGCAGCCGUCGGGAAAGCGCAGGGUCUGGCAUCUACUCAUGGGAUCAGAGCUACGGCUUACAAGGUCGACGUUUCUGAUGCGGAUGCCGUUCAGCAAGCAAUUGCAGAUGUCGCCAAAGACUUUGGCAAGAUUGAUGUGUUUAUUGCAAAUGCUGGGAUGGCUAUUUCUAAGCCCCUCCUGGAGCAGACACUGGAAGAAUAUCGGAAGCAGAUGUCGGUCAAUGUUGAUGGCGUUCUCUACUGCGCCAAAUAUGUUGGAGAGGUGUUCAAACAACAAGGCUUUGGUAAUCUGAUCAUCACCUCUAGCAUGAGUGGUCACAUUGUUAAUGUGCCCGUUGAUCAACCCGUCUACAAUGGCAGCAAGGCCUUCGUCACGCACCUUGGGAAAUCGCUUGCUCGCGAGUGGAGAGAGUUCGCCCGCGUUAACAUUGUCUCUCCUGGCUUUUUCGAUACCAAGAUGGGUGCCAGUCCGCAGACGGUCAACGAGGCCUAUCGGAUGGCGCCGCUGGGAAGGCAGGGCCAUGUAAAGGAAAUCAAGGGGUUGUAUCUGUAUCUUGCCAGUGAUGCGUCGACAUACAUGACUGGCAGUGAUGUCCUCAUUGACGGUGGAUACGUGCUACCAUGA